AUGCCUAUCAACUCGGAUCCCCCCUCUUGGUACGCCGCGCCUCAACCGCCGGCAGUACCAGGACAGCUGCAGUUGACGCGAAAGUCAAUUGCACCCCAGAACGAAGAUCCAGCUGCCUUCUGGAUGCAAAAACUAGAAAACGCCGGAAACGCAACAGCUUUCCCCCUCGAACGUUUCUCUGUGUCCGAGCACACCAGUAAAAGAGAGACCACCGGCUGCACACUUUCCAGCUUCCCAUUACCUGGGAGAGGAUCUGAAAGACACUCAAUAGCAUCCCAGAUUCAUACUGCAUGGGCCAUAUUAGUGGCGCAAGAGCGAAAUGCAACUUCGGUCAUUGUCGCCACGUCAGAAUCCGGGUCGGGGCCGAUUCCCAGGAUCCUGAAUGUCGACUACAGCCAGUCGAUGGCUGAAAUUCUCGGCGACAUUUGCAAUGACGCAACGCAAAUUUCCUCGUAUCAAACCAUGACGUUGGACAACAUUCGUCAACUGCCUGGUGUUUCAUCUUUGGACCUGAACACCGUUGUCUCGGUGGUUUCAUGCGCCUCGCAGGCAGACUAUGAGAACAAGAUCAAAGAAGAUGCUCUUCAGAGUCCAUUUCCGCUAGCCCUACAAUUUUCGGCACACAACUUCCGCCUGCACGUCAAUGCAGAAUACGACACAAGAUUUCUGAGCAGCCAAGACAUGGUGCGCCUUCUAGCACAGCUGGACAUUGUUUGGAAUAAACUAGGCGAUGUGUCCUUGCAAAAUACACCACUCCGAGACGUCAACUUUUGCGGUCAAUCCGACUACGCCAAGAUCUUGCAGUGGAACUCCCAAAAGCAUGCUCCAGUUGAGGACUGCAUCCACUGGCAGUUUUCCAAACAGGCCGCCUUGCAGCCAGAGUCAGAGGCCGUCUCCGCAUGGGACGGCAGCUUCACAUACCGCAGACUCGAUCAAAUCACAGCCCGACUCGCCUCGCAGCUUCGCUCCAUGCCGAAGCCUGUAGGUCCAGGGAUUACGGUACCGAUAUGCUUUCCAAAGUCUGCAUAUGCCGUCAUCGGCAUGCUCGCAAUCCUUCGCACAGGCGCAGCUUAUACCCCCAUAGACCCUACUCAUCCACGUAACCGCAUCGUGGAGAUUCUCAACCAGCUCGACGCCACCACCGUCCUUGGUUCUCGAGAAUAUCUGCAGCUUUUCCAAGAAACGCGCGCGAGCCAAAUGGUUGAAGUGUCCGAUUCCACCAUCUCGCUGGAUGACAACGGUUCAUUUGCGCCCGUCGUGGCUCAUUUGGGCGAAGUGCAAGUCAAACCCAGCGAUCCUUGCAUGAUAUUAUUCACGUCUGGAAGCACUGGAAAGCCAAAGGGAAUUGUUCUGGAACACAAGUCGAUAUGUAAAGUCUUUCAAGAACAUGGCAAAGCAUCUGGCCUGUGUAAAGAAACUAGAGCCCUCCAGUUCUCGGCCCAUACCUACGACGUAUGUCACGGAGAAAUAUUCGAGACAUUGUAUUGGGGUGGCACUGUUUGUGUGCCCUCUGAAGAGGAUCGCAUGAGCAACAUCUCGGGGUUCGUGAAUCGCCACAAUGUGAACUGGGCGUGUCUCACCCCAUCUGUUGCGGGGUUGCUAGACCCUACACAGAUGCCCGGCCUCAAGACUCUCGGCCUCGGUGGUGAGGCUGUGCCUGGUGAGGUUCUGCGACUUUGGAGGGACCAUGUGCGCAUCGUCCUCAUGUACGGACCUUCGGAGUGUAGCAUAUAUACCUCGGCCAAGGAUCUAGAGACGGAUGCUGACAUUGGUACUCUUGGUAUCGGCCGCGGAUGCAAUCUCUGGAUUGUCAGCCCGCAAAACCACGAUCAGCUCAUGCCCAUAGGAGCAGUGGGUGAGCUCGUUAUCGAGGGCCCCAUUGUGGCUCGCGAAUAUCUCAAUAAUCCGCAGCUGUCCGAGAAGGCUUUCAUGACCGGCCCGCAAUGGGAGCCGGAGAGGGACAGCGAACACACUAGCCGCUAUUGCAAGACGGGCGACCUAGUGCGUUACGAUGCGCAUGGAGCCAUUCGUUUUGUUGGCCGUAAAGACGCCAUGAUUAAACUUCGCGGCCAAAGACUUGAGCUCGGCGACGUUGAGCAACAUCUCAAGGUGGCCUUUCCAAUGGCAAAAUCCGCGUAUCCGACUGUUGUUGAACCAAAGGCAUUUGGAUCAGCCAAGAGCUUAGCUGCCUUCAUUCUCAUGGAUGGACAAUCGGAUUCACCGCCCGCCGCCGAUGAAGAAUUGCAAUCAGCCGGAAUUCACUCGAGCAUGCUAUCCAACGCUGAGUGGCGAAGCAUCGUACAAGAAGCAUUGAAAUCAUUGGGCGCCUCUCUCCCCCAGCAUAUGAUUCCUUCUAUAUUUGUUCCGAUGCACCGAUUACCUCUAAGCCCAUCAAUGAAGACAGACCAGAAGAAGCUACAAGCCAUAGCCGCUGGUUGGGGAGCAGCUCAAUUGGCUACAAUCAAUGCUUCCCAGUCGCUUCAAGGCCCAGGACAAGAGUGCGAGUCGCAGUCGCGGGAUGUUUGCCGCAUGAAAGAACUGUGGGCAGUAGCGCUUGGCCGCGACGCAAGUGUCAUCGGCGCUGACGACCAUUUCCUCUUCAUCGGCGGGGAUUCUGUUCAAGCCAUGCGGCUAGUGCGACUUGCUAGAAAUGCCGGAUACGCGCUCAACUACAAGGACGUCUUUGCGCAUCCGCGCCUCAGCGACCUUGCGAAGCACAUGGCGAGCUUGAUGGAGAGCGCGCUAGAGGUUCCUCAACAAAGCGUCGUGGAACCCUUCAGUCUGUUCAAAACCGAGACAGAUAAGAAAGAAGCGUACGAGUUGAUUGCUUCAAAGCUUGCCAUAGAGCAAAGCAGGAUUCAGGAGGUUUUGCCCUGCUCGCCAUUGCAGGAGGGACUGAUGGCCAGCACCUUGAAACACCCAGGCAGCUACGUCGCGAGAAGCACCUUUCGCCUUCGGCCGGAAAUUGAUCUCGAGCAGUUCAAAGCUGCCUGUGAGCUUCUGGCUUCUACAAUGCCGAUACUGCGAACACGGAUCCUUGAAAUAGCCGAUUAUGGUUUGGUGCAAGUUGUGCUGGACGAGGGCUUCCAGUGGAUCGACAUUGAAGAAGAGUUGCUCGUCGGUCUGGGAACUCCCCUGAGUUAUUUUCAGCUUGAACGACCCCAGGCUGAUCCGCAUCCAACAUUUAUCUGGACUUGUCACCACGCCUUAUACGAUGGACACUCCAUGGCUCUUCUGCUUAGCUCUCUAGAGAGUCUAUACAGCACUAAACAGCUGCACUUCUCCCCAGUGCCUUUCUCUCACUAUUUUAACUACGUCAGAGAUGAAGGGCAAAAGAAUGAGCAUGAAGCAUUCUGGAAAGAGCAAUUCGGACAGGCUUAUGCGGCCCCCAUCUUUCCGAGGCUGGCGGGCCCAGGUGAAGCGCCAUAUGCUGAUAGCGUGGAGAAGCUCAGCAUUGGCAACAUUGCAUGGCCCAAAGCGAAAGACGCAACACCAGCAACAAUGAUCCGAUCCGCGUGGGCAAUUUUGCAGUCACAGCAUGCUGCUUCUCAAGACGUCGUAUUCGGAGCGGUUUCUAGUGGACGCCAGACUCUUAUAGAGGGAGCCGACGCCAUAGUCGCACCGACCAUGACGAAUGUGCCUGUGAGAAUAGUGCUCAACAGCAAUGACAAAGUUGAGGAUGUACUACACCAGGUACAGAUGCAGGCACUGGACAUGACCUUGCACGAGCACAUCGGGCUGCAGUCUAUAGGACGAGCGUCUCCGGAAGCUAUGCAAGCCUGCAAGUUUCAGACUCUUCUUAUUGUUCAGCCGGCAUUGGAGAACGAUGGUACCGACUCCAGACUGUUCCAGCUGCAAGAGGCCGCUGGCUCGCAUCCUAUUCACAGCUUCACCCACGAAGCAAAGGAUUUCGCAUUUGUUCUUGAAUGCCAGUUGAAGCGGGAUGGCGUCAGCUUGCAUGUGAACUUUGACUCCCGCUUCAUCGCGGACACUCUUGUUCGUCGCAUUCUGGGCCAGUUUGAUACUGUUCUUCGACAACUUUGCAACGUUGAUCGCCACAAAGAGACGCUUGGCUCCUUGGAUCUAGCGUCUGCCGCCGAUACGUCAACAAUUUUUAGUUGGAACAGGUCAGCCGGAGAGCCGAUUAUGGAAUGUGUGCACAACAUCAUUCAGGCUAAAGCGCGAGAGCAUCCUGACUCUCCAGCGAUACAUGCGUGGGAUGGCAAGCUGACCUACGGUGAGCUGGAUGCCAAGUCAACAAUCUUGGCUCGCUCCAUGGUGUCUCAGUCUGGCCCGUUUACGAAUGAAAUCGUGCCGCUGCUCUUUUCUAAAUCCAAGUUGGUACCUCUCGUGACGUUGGCGGUCAUGAAAGCAGGAGGCGCAUGCGUUUUGCUAGACACUGCUCAGCCGGUCCAGCGACUUCAGGCCAUCGUGAAACAGAUAUCUCCAAGAGUCCUGCUGUGUUCAGACUCGGAACUACAAAUGUCCAGGACACUCGGCCCUUCUACCACCUUUUCUAUCAAAGACGACGCUUUCGCAGAUGUUGAACCUUCCCGACAUAUACAGCUGCCCGAGGUUAACCCCCAGAGUCUGGUUUAUAUCACUUUUACCUCUGGCAGCACCGGCAUUCCCAAAGGUGUUAAGCUGAGCCAUAGCAAUGUUGCAAGCGCUCUGCAUUACCAAAGAGACUCGAUUGGAUACAGUGCGACAUCCAGGGUCUAUGACUUUGCGUCGUAUUCUUUUGACAUUUCCUGGUCUAACAUCCUGCACACCCUGGCAUACGGUGGCUGUCUAUGCAUCCCGUCACUGGAAGAGCGUAACAACAAUCUCACAGAGUCUAUGCAAAAAUUCGAAUGCAACGCUGUCAAUUUGACGGAUAGUGUUCUGAGUCUUCUGUCGCCAUCAGACCUUCCACUGCUGAGGACAAUUAUAUCCGCUGGCGAGGUCACAAAGUCGGAAACGCUUCUGAAAUGGGCUAGCGCCGCCCAGAUUUAUCAGAUAUAUGGCCCAGCAGAGUGCACGCCACUUAGCACUGGUCAAAAGACUCCUGUGGGCUCGGCAAAGGCCACUAUGGGACGCGGAUUAGGCUUCAACACCUGGAUAGUCGACGCUUCCGGGCGCCGGCUCGCACCGAUCGGAGCUGUUGGAGAGUUGUGGCUGCAAGGGCCGUCAGUCGGACAGGGCUAUCUGAAUGAUGCUGAAAAGACAAACUCUUGCUUCACAUCUAACCCGCCAUGGCUCCCCUGCAGCACUGACGGUUUACCAGAGUGGCAAGGAAAAUGCUAUCGCACCGGAGAUCUAGUACGAUACGGUGACAGAAUCGACGGUACAAUGGAGUACGUCGGCAGAAAAGACAACCAGAUCAAGAUUCGAGGUCAAAGAGUUGAGCUGGGAGACAUCGAACACCAGAUAGGCCGCGGUCUGGCGGCGCUGGGGCACGCCAAGGGUACCAUGAUAGCCGUCGAUGUCGUCACCCUCAAAGGCUCGGACGAUGCAGCUCUGAUUGCAUUUGCAUCUGUAGCGGAGCUCCAGAACGAAAAGGAUCAGCACAGCUUCGUCUUUGCUCUUGGUCAGAAACUCAACAGCUGGCUUGCGGAUGUGGUACCAGCGCACCUCAUCCCCGUAGGCUACAUCCCCGUCAAGACGUGGCCGCAAACGCCGACCGCGAAGCUCGACCGGAUCCGCCUUCGCGCAAUGGGCUCUCAGUGGUCCCUCAAGCAGAUGCAGCCCGCUGCACAGGAGGAAGCCACAUCACCGGCAGCAGCUGCGCCACUAACGGCCGCCGAACUUCGCCUGCGGAUCCUAUGGGCGAUAGUUCUGAAGGUCGACGCGACGAGUAUUGAGGCCGGCGAUCAUUUCCUGAGGGUCGGCGGCGACUCCAUAAAGGCUGUAAAGCUGGUUUCGGCCGCUCGGUCUCAGGGCCUUGUCCUCAGCGUCGCCAAGAUCCUCAAGAACCCAAAGCUACAGGACAUGGCUCUGGUCAUGACUGAGGGCAAAGAUCUCGCAUACAAGGAACCUCUGCCAUUCAGUCUCUUGAAUAUGAAGACGGAGGAUCGUCAAGGUCUGCUUGGACAUGUAGGACCGAUACUUUGGUUUCCUGUGGGUUGCGUCAAAGAUAUUGCGCCAACCACCUACACCCAAGCGUUGUGUGCCGAUGCCGCGAUGCGCGCACCCCCACAGGGCUGCUUCGUCUUCCACUUGGACAUUCCCCAGCAAGUCCCUGUUUCAAGCGUCACUGCGUUUGCAAAGAAACUGUGGGAGCAGGCCGAUGUGCUGCGGACAGUCUUUGUGAAGUCACCUUUGGGAGAGCUCCUACAGGUAGUUCCAGACCACACUGUGGCGCCGGAUAUCGAGACACAUGAGUUGGACGAGUCCACCUCUUUGGAAGACGCGGCCGAGCACGUGUUUGCCUCCGCUCUUGUGCCACCGCUGCGCGAGGGCGCCAGCUACAUCAAGUUCAUCGUUCUUCACGGCCAUGGCAAGUCAACUCGUCUUGGUUUUAGGGUUUCUCACGCCCACUUUGACGGCGUCAGCCUGACGCCGAUUCUCAAGUGUCUCGCCGCAUCGCUGCAAGGCACCGACUGGCCGUCGAUCCCCAAGUUUGUGGGCUUAGUCGGCCACGUCAAGAAACAAGACAAGAAGACCGUGGAGUACUGGAAGAAAUAUCUCAAGGGCUCCAAGCCACUCCUUCUGCCGCCGCCAACAGGUGAAGCGAGCCGCAUCGUCACCUUGACAAAGAUCAUCGAGAAGCCUCCCAAGAUUUCGGACUUCACCUCGGCAAACAUCUACCUGGCUGCCUGUGCCGAAGCUUUGGCUCGCUUGCAUGACACGGCGGACAUUAAUGCCUCCGUCACGGUGUCUGGAAGAACAUUGCUGCCCGCAGGCUUGGACAACACCAUUGGUCCCUGCCUCGUCCAGACCCCCCUGCGCGUGGUGCUGCCCGAGGCCUCGGAGCGCACAUUCCAGCAGACCCUUGAUAAGGUUCACCAGGCCCAGCUUGACAUGCUGCCGGCCGAGAUUGCAACCAGCUACGACAUUUUCAAGGCUUGCACCAACUGGCCCGAGCAGCACCGGAAGAUGGCGUACAAUGUGCAGUUCCACAAUGUGUUGUUCCCAUCCAUCGACUUGCUGGGAGACGGGACGCAGGUAGAGCUCGGCGUACACGGGCCGACCGGGGUCUGGGAUCAUUCAGAGGAAGUCUGGGUGAUUGGUAGACCAGUCGGCGAUACCUGGCACAUUGCGCUGAGUGGAAAUGCAUCCAACUGCACAAUGCAACACCUGGAGCAAAUUGGAGAAACAGUAAAGUCUAUAUUGGCGGAGGCAUAG
Molecule: messenger RNA, 7326 nt
Organism: Akanthomyces muscarius
Lineage: Eukaryota; Fungi; Ascomycota; Sordariomycetes; Hypocreales; Cordycipitaceae
Exons: 1
Coding region: 1-7326 (2441 amino acids)
Biological process (GO): amino acid activation for nonribosomal peptide biosynthetic process; secondary metabolite biosynthetic process
Cellular component (GO): cytoplasm
Molecular function (GO): catalytic activity; phosphopantetheine binding
Source: RefSeq, a predicted model, not a curated record